Messenger RNA from Emiliania huxleyi CCMP1516, 213 nucleotides. RefSeq lists its product as hypothetical. Gene Ontology annotation, molecular function: structural constituent of ribosome. Gene Ontology annotation, biological process: translation. The annotation marks the transcript as partial. NCBI's taxonomy places the organism in Eukaryota, Haptophyta, Isochrysidales, Noelaerhabdaceae. Gene Ontology annotation, cellular component: ribosome; mitochondrial large ribosomal subunit. The record is from RefSeq and is a predicted model, not a curated record. The transcript has a single exon.
UUCCGCGUCGCGCGCUCGCGAAUGGGGAACUUUCCCAUCUACACCGACGUGCGCAACGGCGGCACCAAGGUGGUGACCAUCCUGCGCAAGUACUCUGGUGACGCGCACUCGCUUGCGCGCGCGCUGCAGGCGGUGACCGGCAAAGAGGUGACGCAAUACCACGGGCGGAUGGAGGUGCGCGGGAGGCACGCGAGCGCGAUGGCGGAGUGGCUG